Messenger RNA from Neodiprion virginianus, 1073 nucleotides. RefSeq names its product ferritin, lower subunit (gene Fer2LCH). Gene Ontology annotation, biological process: intracellular iron ion homeostasis; iron ion transport. The coding region runs from base 146 to 823 and encodes 225 amino acids. The record is from RefSeq and is a predicted model, not a curated record. Lineage: Eukaryota; Metazoa; Arthropoda; Insecta; Hymenoptera; Diprionidae. Gene Ontology annotation, cellular component: cytoplasm. The transcript has 4 exons. Gene Ontology annotation, molecular function: ferrous iron binding; ferric iron binding.
CAAUAAAACUGCGCAUGCGCUGAUAUGCGAGACGACCACCCGAUUUCAGGAAUAUUCCCCCCGAUAAAGUGUUCAUUGUUCAGCAGAGCGUCGAAGCGAGAGUAUUCACGCUGUCAGCUGGGCACUUCACGGUUUUUAAGCUAAUAUGAAAGUUUUCGUGGUUCUUUCCACCUUGAUGGUGGCUGCUUCAGCAACUUAUUGUUACAGAAAUGUCAAUGAGAUAUGUAGCAAAAGUCAUCACUCAAGUGAUGUUCCAUUGAAGAAUUGUAAUGCCACAUAUGGACACUUUGAUAAAAUUCAUAGUGAGCUCGAACAAUAUGCCAAUGCUCAGAUUGAGGCAAGUUUCAAAUACUUGCUGAUGUCUAGUUACUUUGGGAAUUUCAUGAGUAAUCGUGAUGGAUUCAAAGGUUUCUAUAGAAAGUUGUCUGAUCAAGCAUGGGAUGACGCAAAAGAUCUCAUCAACUUUAUCACUCAGCGUGGUGGAAACAUGAACUUUAAUGAUGAAGCUAAGUUCUGGAGCGACGAUGACGAAAAGGUUUUGCAGAUUAAAGACAAUCUGUCAGAAUUUGACAGUAUGAGUAAUGUUUUGGAUAACUACAAAAAGUUGGCAGACGAAGCUUUGAAAAUACAUGCAGAAACAGCAAAGCAUACUGAGGCAGAUGGAUCCGUUGCUCAUUAUUUGGAAGAGAGAUUCUUCAAUCGGCAAGCGAAAACUGUGCACACCUUGGCUGGUUAUGUUAAUGAUCUCAAGCGGUUCUUUUCGGCUCCUGAUGCAUCUCUUGCAGUAUUCCUUUUCGAUGAAUAUUUGCAGACAACCAUGUAAAUUUUUCCAAAAUUGUAAUGUCAUCAAUUUAUUUUAUUAUAAUAUUUAGAUGGCGAUGAUGACAAUACAGAUUAGUUUUUUACUUUUUGUUCUCUGUAAUAUAGACUAAACAGUUUACUUCAUUACAUUGAUUUCAGUGGAUUGUAGUUGACCCAGUAACUAGGGCAACUAGCUGUGUCAAACUACAUUUACACCACAUAUUUGUAAAAGGUACUGAUGAAAUGAAAUAAAAUAAAAUUUUGUAGCUUAA